Messenger RNA from Symbiodinium sp. CCMP2592, 248 nucleotides. NCBI's taxonomy places the organism in Eukaryota, Dinophyceae, Suessiales, Symbiodiniaceae. The record is from the annotation of a GenBank genome assembly.
GUUCGCCUUCCACGGAUGAGCUCCAGGAGGAAGCUUCUACCGAGAGAGCUCCGAAGGUUCGCCAUGCCUCUUCCUUGGCGAACUGGGCUCCGACGUUGGAGGAAGUGGUGCCCGUCAUUGACACGCAUGACCCCUCACGGCAGCAGCGCUACAUAGCCAAGCUCCAGGACAGCUUGGCCGAAGAGUUAGCCAUCGCCAUGGGCGUGGACCCCGAGGACACUGGCAUGGAUGGUGCAUCGCUAGCGUAA